This is a messenger RNA of Caenorhabditis sp. 36 PRJEB53466, 10955 nucleotides long. The record is from the annotation of a GenBank genome assembly. NCBI's taxonomy places the organism in Eukaryota, Metazoa, Nematoda, Chromadorea, Rhabditida, Rhabditidae.
AUGCUGUCGCUUUUCUUCAAAAAAACGUUGAACAACGAGCAGGACAGACAUUUGUACGAAUUCUUCAAGGUACAUUCUCAGGAAAUCAUGAAACACUAACAUUUUUUAACGUUUUCAGGGUUUCCCGCAGAAAUACGAGUACGACGUCGCCGAUGUCGAUCUGAAGUUCUCCGUCUACCUUGGAAGAGAUGAGGGAGCCGAGGAAAUUGUUCACAUUCUGGUAAAAUUUGAAAAAUGUUUCCCUGUUGCAAUUGCUAGCUAAUCCCCUUGAACGACAGCUUAUUUUCUCUAUUUCCAUCACUGAAAUUGAAAACAAAUCGUAUUCUUUCAGAGACAACAAAAAUUCGAAUUCGGCUACCAAAUUCAUCACGGCAAGUCGUUUUUCUGCGACGAAUUUCUCAAAUACGACGAGGAUCCGAUGAGUCCGGAGGGAAAUCCAUCGGAAAACGAGGAACGCCCCGAAAACCACGAAAAUUUGGCUCAAAAUGCGGGAGAACCGGCAGAAAUGGGCGAAUUCGCCGCGCCGCCACUGCUUUCUCCGAUCUCGGCGCAAGGAGACGUCAAACCGAGUGUGGUCAGGCAAUUUGCAGGUGAGAACUGAUUUUUACCUAAAAAAAAACGCGAAAAAUUCCAGCUCCCUUCUCGCCGUCGACCUACGUGACAUUUGAUCAAAUGACCGAUUUCAACGCGAGAAAUACAAACAGAAUAGUAAAUUUGGCUUAAAAUUCGGAUGAAACCGCAAUUUUUUGCAGAUCGAGGCUCUGGAGACCAGGUUUUCGCAGAACGUCACUUCUCCCGGAACUCCAGUGAGUGCUGGCCAAGUUUCGGCGAAUUCGACAAUGAAUUCGACUGAAAAUGUGCCAAAUUCGAUAGAAUUCACGGCCAAAGUGAGAAAUUUGAUUUUGGACAUCGUUUUUGCAAACAUUAUUCCAGAAUGAGCUGAUUGCGAACGGAAUUCGCUGCGAAAAGUGCAGUAUUGUCGUGAAGGGAAUAUCGCCCAUCUCGAAAUUGAUUAUGGCCGUCCGAGACCAUGUCAUCGCUCACUUCGACGAGAAAUAUCCGCUUUUGAAGAGGUCUUUCAAUUUUUCUGCAAUUUGUGAGCUUUAUCGACGCAUUUUUCCGCAGAUUCGAGUGCCGAGAAUGCGGUAAUGCGGUCCGCACGAAUUUUGUCGACGAUUUUGAGAAUCAUCUCAAAAAACACGGAUCGAUGAUGUCGAUGGCUGAAAAAAGACAGAAAUUGACGUCCUGUCUGUUGUGAGUUUGAAAAAAUCGAAAAGAAAUUGAACUCGAUUUUCCAGAACCGAAACUCAUUUGAAGCACAUUUGUGCGCUGAGCAACGCGUGUUUUCCGGAAGUUUUCGAAAAAACUGCACCCGCCAUCAAUACUAUUGUCAGUUUUGCGGUUUUUCGCAUUUUUUCAAUGCUUGUUAGUGCUCGAAAGAAUUGCAUUUUGGCAAACGUGGCCUAAGAUUUUCCGUUGGAGUUUUCUAGGCCACGUUUGCCAAAAUGCCAUUUUUUCUCGCUAAAAAUCUGUAAUUUUCAGCUGGCCUCAGACACGCCCGCAAAAGCGAAAGUAUCGGUGUUUCCGCGUCUCAACCGUCAUUUCUGCUUUCUUCAUCACAUUCCCAACUCGUGCAGCUCACGUUCCUCUCUUCCAGUUCCCCUCAUUCAAAUAAGCUGAUUUUGUCGCUAUUUUUUUUACCACAAUGUCAUGCACCGAUUUCUAAUGUACCCGCAAUCCAUUCUUUUUUACCCAGAAAGUUUUCGAUCCGUUUUAUGCGAAUAAUAAAUGUAAUGUAACCGAUAUAUUUCUCGAGUCUUUGUAUUCUUGUUACUCUUUUCAAUCACUUAUUUUCGAACGUUUAAAGAUCAAAUUUCAUUCAUUUAAAAGAUGUCAAAGAUUGUAGUGUUUUAAAUGCUUUACAUGUUGAACAAAUUCCGAAGCAGUAAAAAAAUUGUUCAACUUUUCAUAGUUUUUAAGAACAAAAUCGUUUUCAAAGUGCAAACUACGGUCUCGAAAUGAUUGUUCCAGAAUGGAAUCGCUCCAAAACGGCUAUCAACGGGCGCGUUGGGCACUGCGUAAAUGGCUCAAUUUUCCGUCGACUACGAUUGCUCCGGUGCUGUGGCUCCGACCGAAACUCGGAGCCGCCCACGCGCCAAGCGCCCACCUCCGCGCCCGACUUUCCGCCGAAGAAAACCGAAAAAUCGAUAAAAUCUGGGCCGAGCUUCUCCUAAUCUCGCGUCUAACCACCCGAUUUCCGGACAAAAUGGGCGACCCGGAAUGGCGAGUGAUGCUGAAAUUGACGAGCCGCAAACAGCGCCUCGACCAGUGUCAUUUCGAGUAUAAAAAAGAGAAAUUGGCGGCCGAAGACGUGCGGCUCCGCGCGGAAAAACAGGCGGAACGCCGCGCCGACGCCCAAACGGCCGAGCAAAAUCGCCGGAAAUUUGGCGGUUUUUUGCUCGCAAACCCCAGUUUGAAUUGUGAAAAGUGGCUCAAAAAUCGAACCGUCAUCCAUCAAUUUCGUCUCGAGACCCAACCGAUUCUGGCAGUGGAUUGUCAAUUUUUGGAGCAUCUGAGCCAUCGCGGACGAGCCCUCACAGCCAUGCAAUUACAGUAUUUGGCGGUGCAAAAUCGCGAAAAAACCGAUCCGUUUCGGCUGUUUUUCGUCAAUUUUCAUUCAAGUUCGCCCGAGAUUCGAGAGCUGGAACGCACGAAAUUGUCGUUUUUGCGGCAGCAGGCAGGGCUGAAUCCGGUCCUUUCGGACCAGGGACUGAGAGAGACUUUUCAGGUGGGUGGGCGAAUUUUUUUCAGCUGAUUUGUAGGGCUGGGCAACUUUUGACCCACUUGUAUGGAUCCGAUCGGGUCCAAACUUUGCAGACUUCUUGGACAUGAAUUGGAGUAUGUUGGGACCAAGUUUCAGACCGAUCGGAUCAUCCGGUCCCGAGGGGACGCAGUUUUCGCAAAAACCCGGCCUUUUCGGCAUCUGAUCCACAUAUCUUGGGACCAGAUGAUCGGAUCCGUCUGAAAAUUGGACCCAACAUAUUUCCAUCCAAGUCCAAGAAGACUGCAAAGUUUGGGCCCGAUCGGAUCAUUGCAAGUGGAAAGCCUUCGAAAAGCCUGUGCCGGCCUUUUGCCCAAUCCUUGAAAGCGUGAAAAAACGUCGUUUUUUUUCUAGUAUUUUCUUUCAGGGAAAAGAGGUGAUUUAUCUGUCGCCGGAUGCUGAGGAAGAGCUCGAGACGGUCGAUGACAAUAAAGUGUACGUGCUCGGCGGCAUCGUCGACCGAGUGCCCGAGCCGGGAAUCGCCCGCCGCGCCUCCCUCGAAGCCGCCCACGCACAAGGGGUCUCGGCACGAAAACUGCCCAUCGAUCGAUACGUUCAAUUCCGGUCGGGGACCAAGUUUUUGACACUUCUCGCCGUCGCCGACAUUCUUAGAGAGGUUGCGUAUCGUAAUUUCCGCACUGAAAAAUCGAUAUUUUGUGUAGGUGAACGAGUCGGGAAACUGGAAAAAGGCGAUGGAAACGGCGAUUCCGGUACGGAAUGUGCGCGCGCCGGAGCACAAAAAUCCGAACGCAAAAGCGGCGAUGAGCAGAAUUCACGAGUUUAACCGCGAGAUUUUGAGACGCGUCGAACGCGUUUUGGGCAAGGACGAGGCGCAAAAAUGGUGAGAAUUUUCUGCUUUUGUUCCCUCAAAAAAUAAAGUUUUUAGGCCAGAAACAGGAGAAAAUGAUAAAGUGGUCGAGGAGAAAAAGAAGAAGAGGUGAGACGACUGACACAUUUUUUUUGUUGAAUUUGUUCUUGUUAUUAUCUAUAUAUAAAAUAAAUUAUUCGUUUUUCUUCCGAUCGCCUUUCGAUUUUGCAUGAUUUGUUUCAAAGUUCUGUGUGAAAAUCUAUACAUCUAAACGCUCUUUAUUUUUGCUGGAAUGUCUGUUUAGGAAACGCGAAAAGCCAAAUUUUUCUAUGAAAAACGAGGAUUUGGAACGAUUGGCUCGAGAUUUGAGCGCCAAACAUUUUUGGCUCAAAACGGAAUGGCUGAAGACGUGUGUGGAGUAUCUGGAGCAGUAUUUGGGCAAGGUUUGUGAAAGAAAUUUGGGCUUUUGACCCACUUGCAAAGAUCCGAUCGGGCCCUAACUUUGCAGGCUUCUUGUACUUAGAUGGGAGUAUGUUGGGUCCAAGUUUGAGACCGAUCCGAUCAUGCGGUCCCGAGAUAUGUGGAUCAGAGCCUCUGAAGAACACGGAAGAAUUUUUAUCUUUUUUAGAAAAUUUUUUCAUAGAAUGUGAUCAACUGACGAAAUGUAUAGCAAAGUGAACUCUGCGCAUAGAAAAAUAAUUGUAAAUUUAGCUUUUCAUACAAAAAAGUUAGGCGAGUUGUUCCGUGAAAAAGUUAAAUGUUAAACUGUUAAAUGAUCAUCUCUUUCCUUUUGCGCAGGCAAGAAGCUGAAGAUUCCCCAUUUAUUCCCCCCCAACUCCCCCACAUCCCCUCCCCUUCUUUUUUUCUCUCCUCUCUCUUCUCCACGUUAAAAUAAACGUAAAUAAAUAAAUAAAAAUAAAUUAAAAAAAGGGGGCUAACGGAAGACGGAAGGAAUAACUUUUUUGUAUGAAAAGCUAAAUUUACAAUUAUUUUUCUAUGAGCACAGUUCACUUUGCUUUACAUUUCGUCAGUUGAUCACAUUUCAUGAAAAAAUGUUCUAAAAAAGAUUGAAAAUUCUUCCGUGUUCUUCCGUUGAGUUCUUCCGCUCAACUCUGCUGUAAACCUGACCGCGAGCUCGAUUUCAGUCAAAUGCAUCCCUAAGCAUUUUUGGAGUGGAAGGAUCUUUGGAGAAUUUGGCGGCAUUUGAGUAGGGCGAGGUUUGUUGUAGUGUUUAAAUGCGUGAGGACGUUCAGUUUAUUUUCUACGGUAACUCCAAGAUCUCUGAUUGAGUUGAGAAAAGAAUUAGCGCACCAGGCGACGAAACUAUCCAUGCACUUUUAGAGAACAGAAGGGUUGGCAGAAAGAAUCUUUAGGUCAUCCGCCACGUGCACUUGGGGCGGGAACCAUUGAAGUAAAUCAUUGAUAAAGACGCUUGCGGUACCCCAGAUACAGGUAUCCAAAAAUGUUUUCCCUCGCCCGCGUCCCAAUGGGGCUAUUCAGCGUAUGUUUGUUUUCCGUUGUUUUUCGUUUUUUACACCGCUGAAUUGGGUUUUUUGACGUAAAAAAACGAAAAAAAAACGGAAAAAAUCCUUUUUUCACAGCCUGAAUAACCCCACAACUCUUUGCAUACCUGCCCCUGAUAGAAUUCACAUGUUUUGGGAGCCAACUCCGAAAUUGACUAGUUUAGCUGGUUAGUUUUCGAUUCUCAAAGCGUUGUUUGCAGAAAAUGCCUCCAUUCGAAAAAGUGCUCGAUUUGGUGGUGCACCAAUUCGUGAACACCCAAAUAUCCGACUCUUUUGAGCCGAUUAUGCGGAUUCCGACGUCGGCGAUCAAAGUUUUCAUUGUGAAAAGGAUGAUAUUUCAGGUUGGGCCUCGGUUUCUCGGAAUUUUUUGCCAAUUUUUUUGCAGCUCCAAUCCUACACAAACAUCUCAAUUUCUUUGCACGAACAAUUGACCGAAUGCACUCGACACAACGACGAUUUGUCCUGGUUUCACGGCGGAAAGUCGAAAAUUGACGAGUCGGAAGAGAAAGAGGUACUUUUCGGAAUUGCCGCUCUCUAUUUAAAAUUUUGGAAAUUUUGACAGAAAGACACCACAUUCCAAGCCCAUUCACCGUUGAAACAGGCAAAAAAUGCGAAGAAGCGAGGAAUGCUGAAAUUGGAAUUGACGGACGGAGUGAACACGGUCAAAGCCAUCGAAACGGAGGAGAUUUUCGAGGAGAGCCAACUCAAAAAUGGGUGUAAAGUGGGGCUUUCUUUUACUUUUAAAAACGUGGAAAAGUAGGCAGAUUUUGCUUUCAAAGCUUCCGAAAGCUUCGAUGAGAGACGUUUCCAUGGCCUAACUUUCCGGCAUGGAAAUUGAGAAAAUGUCCAACCUUAGGUUACUGUAAAUACCGUAAUACUACUGUAAUCGGCAUCCACUUUUCACAGUCGCCUCACGAGACUUUAAAAACGUUAUCCUGAAAGUCUGGUCUCGAAAUUAUGAGAACUGAAACAGUAAUUCUACAGUACUUUCGUUAAGCACUUUUCUUUCCCCUGUAACUCUAACUUUUGCCGUUUCAGAUAAUGCUGAUCGGAAAAGUGAAAUGUCGUCGCGGGACCCUUUUUCUCGAAAAAUCGAAUUGUCUCGUGUUGGGCGGACAGAUCGACUCGUUACGCGUGGAAAAAGUGAAACAACUGUCGGCGGCGCUCAAAAUCGAUUUGGAAGCGGAGAAAAAACGGAAAACGUACUUGAAUCAUUUGUUUUCAGUUUAAUCAAACAUUUUUUCAGAGAAUCCAUCGAGAAAUCGGUGCAAAAAGACGGAAAGUCUGUCAAAAAACAGCUGGAAAAGUCCAAAAACGUGUCGCAGAAUCAAUCGACAAUCUCGCCGUUUUUAGUGAAAACCGAUCGGAAAACUGGUGAAGUUACGGUAUUUUUUCAAUUUUUGCAUUCUGGAAACGAUUCGUUCAUUUUAUAGAAUCCUCCGAAACCUCCGAAGAAGCCGGCACUUGCAGAGACGACAGAAAAUUGGGAAUUUUCUAUUGAAGGUCGGGAUAUUUUUAUAGUUUCUAGAUUAUUGCACGGUCUCCGAGGGCGCUAAUGCUAAACACAGUGCGCUCGUAAAUUGCAGAGUGUCGUUGCAACUUUUGAAAAUUUGCAGGUCUAAAAAUGCAGUUCAAUACGAGUUUACGGCAUUUAUUUAUUUCUUUUUGACUUGAAAAACGUCUAGAAAACAAUAUUUUACUGAUUGGAAACCGUUCUUUACAGAAUUUAGAGUUUUUCGUGUUUUUAGCGUCUUUUUUGCAUUUCGUCAAAACUUCAAACCUUUAUAUUUCAGCUCAUUUUGCAUUUCAUGAGCCCAACGAACGUUAAAAAUGUUCGCUGAAUCUUUCUUCACAAAAUUCAGGUUUCGGCGGUUGGUUUUCAUGAGCAGUUUUCGAAAACGAUUCGAAAAACAUCAAAAUCCAGGCCAAAACCUUCAAAUCGAAAUAACUCGGCUAAUUCUCAACGAUAUGCGAGAUUUCUGUUACCAAAACGUAGCUAGUGCUCUAAUUAUUCGAAUCCAGGUUCCAGGCGUACAAAAAAAUAGGUAUAGUGUACAGAAAACAUGGAAAGAACGCGAACUCCCGUUGAAAAUUAAUUAAUCGGCCGCCGCGUAAAUCGACACAGCCCGCCUGUUGCAAGUGCGCCCCAUUGAAAUCGUUCGCGCCGUGGGAGACCGUGAUAUUGCAAGUUUUUCGAAUACUUGGAAUGCGAACCAGAGAUGUGCGAGGCGACCGCAAUAUUGCAUCAUCGCUAACCAAAUCAGCGUCUCAAAGUGUUCAAUCAAUUGGACCGAGCACGAGGCUCACUCAAUCAAACAUUUUUUUCUCAUUUUCAGAAAUCCCGCCGCCGGCCCAAACUCCGACUCCAGAACCUUCGGAAUUUGUCGAAGAAUAUCAAGAUCCGAUCGAUGAAUUCAUUUGGGAUCCUCGAAAUAUUCCCAAGAAGUCUACAAAACGUGUGGAAAGUGUAGAACGGACGUUCAAUUCCACGUCGUCUUUCGAGCAAGGACCACACAAAAAAUUGGAGAAAUUUGAACUACCGCCAAAAAUUUCGGCGGCGAAACCGAUGAGAAAACAACUGCCCGAGGAGCUGCUGGAGGGUAAGAAAUUGCAGACAAAUUUGGAACGCUCUAGAAUACAUGUUUUGCAAUAGUUUCAGACGACGAAAUAAUUGAGGAUUCGCAAGAAGAUCCGCCGCCGCCGCAAUCGAAAAAAAUUGUGGAUAUCAGUAAGCGUUCCCAAAUUUUUCCGGAAUUUUAACGAAAUUCCAGAAAAUUCAGGAUCCGAAGAGGAAGAAGUGACGGCGGCGAAAAAGGCAAGGAAAGGCGACAAUUACGCGGCCGAGAGCAUUUUGCCGCCGUGUUUUAGGCCAGAGGUGGGCGGUUUUAAUUGAAAAAAUGCAGUUUUCUCGGCUUCCUCACUUCGAACAAGGUAGCAAACAAAUUGCCCGACGGCUUGCACAUUUUAGCACAAUUUUCAGAUUUUUUGCCAGCAGAGCGUUUGGGCACUCGAGUCUGCGCAUUGAUUUGAUGUACAUCCGCAUAUCAUGGAAGCUCUGCUUCCAAUUUCCGUCGCCCUUUCUAAAAAAAAAUCUGAGCAAGUACGGUAGAAAUGACGAGUCGCUCUUGAGGAGAUUCAUCCAUUUCUCUUCGAAUUUUCCGAUCGAUACGCCGUUUUUUGUGGAUGUUGCUUUAAUGAACCAAAACAUUUUGUCACAGGCCUGCCUGUCUGAAAAAAUGAUGACAAAAAUAUCUGGGGGCGAGAGAGAAAUACGAUUUGCGCGGUAGAGGCGCAGACGCACAAUACACUGAAAAUCCACUUGUUUCCAGAAAAUCGACGCCGCCGUGCGCGCUCAAAAAGCCGAAGAAUACCGUCAGAAAACGAUGAAUUCGUUUGCGAAAACGAUUCACGGACCGCGUUACGAUAAGGAUAAGCCGCGGGAAAAAGUGCAGAGAAUCAAGGUCCGUUUCCCUUUGAUCUUUAACAUUGCCUCGCUCGAUUUUUCAGCCAAAUCCCCCACAAAUUGAGCGAGAAAAAGCGGAGAAAAGUAGGCGGGCGCAUAUUUUGGAAGAGGAAAAAGAGGCGGAUGAAGAGGACGAGGAGGAGGAGGAGCUCAUGAUUGUCGAGGUAAAAAUAGAAAACGAAGAGAAAAUAGCUAAAGUUUUUCAGGAAAUUCUCUCGAAAAUGCAAGAAGAUCAGCGCCUGAAAUUACCGGAAAAGGUCCAAAAAUCGCUGUCGACGUCGUUCGAGGAGGAUUCGAAGAGCAUUCACGACGAGGAGUUGGAUGAUUCCAUUUGUACGAUAUUUUCCUUUUUUUUUCGAAGCCCCGCCCCGUUUUUUUUGCAGUGGAAUGCACAAUUGAGCAAGAAGGACGACUGGAGCUCCAACGAUGGGGUCUCGAGACGUCGCGGAAGAGGGACGCGCAGAAAACGGACGAAUUUGACGAUUUGACAAAAAGAGGAAGAGCCGAGGAUUACGGUAGAGUUUUGGGGCAUUCUUUUGAGGAGGAGAAAUGAUGAAAAGAGCUUGAAUUCCAGCACGAAUAGACGAGGAAGAGGACCGAAUUUAUAAAAGGUAGUUUGUCGUUUAACCAAUGAUCUUUUCAAAAUGGCAAUAAAGUUAUACUUUUUUGAAAGUCAAAAAAAUGUAGUCCAAAAAAGUCGCUUCAAUGUUUGCAGAUAUCCUCCGGUGCCUCAAAAUCAAUGGAAUCAUCACGGCUACAACAUCAAUUAUUUGUCGGCGGACAAUUCGCAACCACAGCAGAUUCCGCCUCAAAAGCACAUAAAAAUCGAGGAGAAUUUCGGGGAAAUUGAGCGGAAAAAGCAGCGAAAAGAAAUGAGCGAGAAGCGGGAGGAAAUCAAGAACAAACAGUCGACGAAUGUACAGAUUUAUAAGACGCCGUUCGCCAAACGGGUACAUUUUUUUUUGGAUUAGUAGUUUAGACACGACUUUUCACGGCACCCUAUGCUGGAAAUUGUAAUAGCUUUUUCAAAAAAUCUGAAAAAUUCCAGAUAAAACGCUAUCGAAUGAAUGUAAGAAAGUGUCACAAACUUUAAAUAAAGUCUUCACGCUUAGUUUUAGACGGAAAUAGACGUUCGAGCUCUUGAAAUAAUCCUAACACACUAGGCUAUCAGUCCUUGACAAAAAAUUCCUAACAGAUAGACUAGUUCUCUCGAAAAAUGACAAUAUCCGAAAUUCAGAUGAUAAUAGAGCUUUUUUCGAAGAACAGAUUAGUUGAAAAACAUUUUGAAACUCACAAGAUUUCACCUAGAACAACUAAAAACCCCUUUUUCUCCGGUGAUUUAUGGGGCUAUUCAGCGUAUGUUUGUUUUCCGUUUUUUUCGUUUUUUUGCACCGCUGAAUUGGGUUUUUUGACAAAAAAAAAACGAAAAAAACGGAAAAAAAAUCAUUUUUUUCACAUUAAAAAGCUAAUCACGCGCUAAUUAAUAAUUUCCGAUUACCAAUUUCCAACACAGUGCUUUUAGAGAAAAAUACGAAACAGAAAUUUUUCGGUAAGCCCUGAAACUAGUUCAAAAUCGUUACAGAUCCCAAGUACGGACCAGACCUCCUCAUUCACCGCCCAACUAUUCCAAAGAAUGGCCGAUUUGAAUAUUGUACCUCUCGGAGACGCGCUGAUUAAUCGCAAGUAUUGGAUGAUGUCCAAAAUUGUGAUUAUUAUGGUUGGCUUCAUUUUUUAGGCCGUUAGAAAUUGAAAAAAAACACGUUUUUUUUUAGCCGACAAUUUGCCAUCAGGUACACGAGCUGAAAUCCGACGGAAUCGAUUGGCAAUUGCAGGUAAUUGUAGGUCAAUUGGAGAAUUGUAAUUGUCCCCAUAAAACGCCAAUAUAAGUAUGCUAUACAACGAGUAAACAUUGUUUGAAAAAUCGCAAGAAUGUUUAGUGAAACAGGAAAAAAAUGUGUUUCUUUUUUCUUCCAGAUGCGGAUAAGCGAUACGAGUGCUUCGGACGUGACGUGUCUCGUGGCGACGGACCUUCUCAACCGCAUUUUUGGAUUUUCGGUCCAACAGUGUAAAGUAGGGAUUUUUUUUAGUGACGUUUUGCAAUAAAUUGAAUUUCAGAACCUCUUCAACGCCAAACAAUUCAACGAGUUACGGGUGAAAAAAAUCGAGGCGGAACGGGUAAAAAGCACAUUGUUAGGCUGAAAAAUCUAGUAAAAAUUCCAGAAGUUGCAAGGAUUCAAGCGACUCGACCUGCUCGUCUGGAUCGAAAUUUCGCCGGAUCCGCAAAAGUUGGCCAUGAUUUUAGACGUGAAAACGCUUUCGGACGCCCUGAAUAUAUUGUGA